UUUGUGUAAACUAGAUUUGUUAUACAGUAGGUCUGUAUUGUUAAUCUUUGUCAAACAACUUUUUUUUUUCUUUAUAUAUUUUAAAAUCAACACGUUUAUAUGUGGAGUCCCACCUCUAUGUUAUAAUUAUGUAACCAGGGGCAAUACAGUAGCCACAGCAACCCAUGUAGCUACUACUGGGGCUGGAUCCAAAAGCAGCCUGGAGCAAUUCAGUACCAGAUUUUCAAUGUCAUAUGGGCAUUUUCAAUAGUGGGUGCCUAAUCAUGGUAAAGUAGGGGCCAUUGAAAACUUUGCUAUAGGGUCUAAUAGUCUUUAGUUACAGUCCCGAGCAGAACAAUGUUGUGUGGGGAAACUAAGCUCAGGGUCUCUUUAGCAAUGUUGAUAUUAGACUCUUGUAUUCAGUUACAGGCUUGUAUGCAACUUUUCAAUUUGUACCUACAUAUUCACGUUUACAAUGACAAUAUAUGUAUACUUUAAAAAAAACAAAAAAGAACCAUAUGCAGCCCAUAACAAAGAUGUCUACUUCUGACUUGUGAAUAUUGUCAUGUGACCCCUUUCCCAGCCUUUCUGGGAUGCUAGUGCCACAGUGUGGGAAUGAUAGACUAAGCACUCUGCGCUCUGCACUGCUAUUAUGCUGCUGUAUGUAGGAAGCUGAUGCUACCUCGUGUCCCAGCUUCAUGCAUCUUUAGAAGCCCCUGGACCAGCUAAGGUCUAAAGCUGAAAUCUUCAAAAUUUCAGAGGAAAUCAUGUAUCCCUUAUUGCUACUUAUAUGGGCUUCUGUUCUCCAGAGGGGACAUUCAACCCUUGCAGAAUGGUGCUACAAUGACCUAGUUUCCCCUCUGUACUUCACGUCCUUUGAGGCUUCCUCAAGAUACUCUAUUUUCUACACUGCUAACUUUGCACGACUAUUCGGCAGCAGUGGAUGGUCUCCUGCACCUGGGGAUAAACAACCCUGGCUUCAAAUAGACUUAAAGAGGAAAUAUAAAAUAAUGGGAGUUGCCACUCAGGGAACACAUAAUACGUAUUACGACUGGGUGACCAAGUACACCCUGCUGUAUGGUGAUCGGCCAGAUAGUUGGAAACCAUUCUUUCAGCAAGCCAGUAAUUGGACAUUCUUUGGCAAUGUCAACACAUCGGGAGUGACAGAGCACCGCCUCUACUACCCCAUUAAGGCUCGAUAUGUUCGCUUCAUUCCUGUGGCCUGGAAUCCAAGGGGAAAGAUUGGACUAAGGGUGGCUCUUUAUGGUUGUGAAUCUAACCAUGAUGUCCUGUCUUUCGAUGGUGAUGACUUAAUCUCCUACCAGUUCAGAAAAAAGACCAAUCGCACUUUGCAAGAUGACAUCUAUUUUAAUUUUAAGACCUUGGAGAAGGAUGGGGUGCUGAUGCAUGCUGAGGGGACACAAGGAGAUUACAUUACCCUGGAAUUAGAGAAGGCUCGCUUGGUCUUCCGGAUGAGUCUCGGAAACAGCCCCCUCCACCCUGUAGACAGCCACACAGUUGCCAUCCUGGGGAGCCUACUAGAUGACCAGCACUGGCAUUCUAUCCACUUCCAACGUAAUGGGCGUGACCUCAACAUAACAUUGGAUGGGGAAAUACAAAGGAUACGCUGCAAGGGGGAUUUUGACCAGCUAGACCUGGACACAGAGAUUUUCUUUGCUGGCAUUGUAUAUCAGGAGAAAAGCAUCUCUCACAAGCAGAACUUCCGUGGCUGUCUGGAGAACAUCAUUUUCAAUAAGGUCCACGUUGCUGACCUUGCAAGGAGAAAACAUUCAUCCAUUCGCUUUGUGGGUAAGGUGCGGUUCUCUUGUGUGGAAAUGCCUUAUGUUCCUGUCACAUUUUCUGGAAUUAACAACUACCUGAUGGUGCCCGGGGUCCCUGCCAAUAUAAAGAUGAUGGUGAGCUUUAAAUUCCGGACCUGGGACACCAUUGGCCUUCUGCUUUUCACCAAGUUUGCUGGUUCUUUGGGAUCACUGGAAAUGGCUCUAAGCGAGGGUCAGAUCAAUGUGACCAUCUCCCAACCACACAAAAAAAAGCUGGUGUUUGCAGCUGGAUAUCGGCUGAAUGAUGGCUUCUGGCACUCUGUCUCCCUGGUGGCCAGAGAAAACUCUGCUCUGGUGAUUAUUGAUGAGGAUGAAGGCGCACAGUUCAAAAUUAACUAUCUGUUCCAGCUUCGUACAGGAGACACUUAUUACUUUGGAGGUUGCCCAAAGCCAGCUGCAGGUUCUGCCUGCUUUUCAAACCAGACGGCAUUCCAUGGGUGCAUGCAGCUGAUAACUGUGGAUGGCCUGCCUGUGGACUUCCAUCGUAUGCAGCUGGGAUGGCUUGGAAGGUUCUCGGAAGUUAUGUUCAAUGUUUGCGCUAUUGCGGACAGAUGCAGACCGAAUCCUUGUGAACAUGGAGGCCGCUGCUACCAGUCCUGGGACGACUUCUUCUGCUACUGUGACAUGACCGGCUACAAGGGUGAAACCUGCCACAAAUCUCUGUACAAGGAGAACUGUGAUGCCUACAGGAUCAGUGGGAAAUACUCCGGAAACCACACCGUGGAUCCUGACGGCAGUGGCCCCUUAAAGCCAUUUACUGUCUACUGUGACAUUUCUGAGGAAAGAGCUUGGACUAUUGUGCAGCAUGACCGGUAUUAUCGCAGCAAAGUUGUUGGUUCCAGCCCUGAUCAGCCGUACCUGGGAGAGUUACAUUACUGGAACGCGUCGUGGGGUGAAGUGUCCUCGCUGGCUAAUGGAUCCGAAUACUGCGAGCAGAGAAUAGAGUUCUCCUGCUACAAAUCCAGGCUCCUCAAUACACCAAUGGGUCUACCAUACAGCUUCUGGAUGGGGCGAAAUAAUGAAAGACAUUACUACUGGGGUGGCUCUAACCCUGGUAUUCAGAGGUGUGCUUGCGGCAUAGAGAAGACUUGUGCAGAUCCAAGAUAUUUCUGCAACUGUGAUGCUGAUCACCUUCAGUGGAGAUAUGACAAAGGUUUACUGACAUUCCGCGAUCAUCUACCAGUGACCCAAGUGGUUGUAGGAGAUACUAACCGUUCCAGCUCUGAGGCCUGGUUUUUAGUUGGACCUCUACGUUGUUAUGGAGACAGGAAUACAUGGAAUACUGUAACAUUUAUGAAAGCAGCCAGCCUUAUUUUCCCAACCUUCCGACCAGAGAAAAGCAUGGAUAUAUCCUUUUACUUCAAGACCACCUCCUUGUCUGGAACGUUUCUAGAGAACAUGGCCAGUGACUUCCGGAUCUUCAUCAGAAUUGAACUGAAUACAACAUAUGACUUGGUUUUUAUUUAUGAUAUUGGGAAUGGUCAUGAAAAUGUGACUGUAAAAUCACCACUUCCCCUAAAUGACAACGAGUGGCACCAAGUGAAGGCUGAAAUGAAUGUCAAGCUUGCCCGGCUAAAAGUAGACAAAAUGCCUUGGGUGAUCCGCAACUUUCCUCUCCAGACCUACCUCAAUACCUCAUAUGAUCGACCACUUUAUGUAGGUACUGCGGAUUACAAAAUGAAGGCGUACAUUGGUUGUCUCCGUGGACUUCGGAUGAACGGUGUGACCUUAGAUUUGGAAGGCAAGGCCAAUGAGUCUUUAGGUGUGAGAACUAACUGCACAGGCUACUGUGAGAGGCCCCGGAUGGAGUGUCAGAAUGGGGCCCGUUGUGUAGAGCGAUACAGUUACUACACAUGUGACUGCAAUGGAACAGGCUUCGAGGGUCCUUUCUGUACCAGAGACAUUGGCGCAUAUUUUGAGGCAGGAACCUGGCUCCGUCACAAUAUCCUGUCAGCUGGGAUGGUUGCUGCCCAAGAAUUUGCCAAAGUUGUGUCACUUCCGCUUUUUGUCAGCAACCUCACCCGUGAGGAAAUUUCAUUUAGCUUCAGGACGACUACAGCUCCAGCUGUUCUUCUGUACAUCAGCUCAUUCUCCUCUGAUUACAUAGCAUUGCUUCUCAGACCAGAUGGGACCUUGCAGUUGAAUUACCAGCUGCGCAGCAAAAGCCCAAAUGUCUUCCAGCUGAGUAAGAAAAACAUGACAGAUGGCAGACCUCACAGAGUUAACAUCACCAGGGACUACCGUACGCUUUACAUUCAGGUGGACUAUUAUGACGUGGUGGAGAAGCAGUUCUUAUUGUGGGAAGACCCGAAGUUUGACACCCCAAAAGCUCUUUAUCUAGGAAGAGUUGUAGAGACUGGCGCAAUAGAUCAAGAAGUGCAGAUGUUUAACACUCCAGGUUUCAUAGGAUGCCUAGCAAAUGUACGCUUCAACAACAUCACACCGAUACGAGAUAUCUUCCGAUCACGUAGGGCGGCAGUACUGAUCACGGUGAAGGGAUCUCUGGUGGAAUCUAACUGUGGUGCCAUGCCCUUGAUGGUGUACCACAUACCAUAUGACUUGGACCCAUGGUACAUUGGGGCAGUAUUUCCUCAUGUACAUGAUGAUGGACUCGCUGGGAUUAUUGCAUUCAUAGUGAUCUUCCUCUUCCUCAUUGCGGUUGCAGCAUUGUUUCUGGUUUACCAUUACUUUCACCGAUAUAAAGGAUCUUACCUUACCAAUGAACCAAAAGCUGUAGAUGCUCCAAGCGCUCCAAAGUCUUCCACGAGGAAAGAGCAGCCCCUUCCCCAAAUUGAGGAGGAAGGGGCAAAGGCAGAAUAGUCCUAGGGUAGCCAUAUCCAGGAAGCAGCAGCCAUCUGUUCAUGGGACGUCCGGGAACUUUUGCCAAUAGCACCUUCAGAUACUCGGUCCAGAAUAUUUUGGGGGAAAGUUGAAGGAUGGACCUUAAAGUGACAAGUAGAAUGGAUUGAGAAAGCUAGGAGCACAGUAUCUUCAUCCAGACAAGUUGAUGAGCAGCAAGGUCUUUGGGGAGUGAGUAUACCAUUCAUAUUAGGUUGAAACCCUGGAUGACCUACUCUCAAAACUAGAUAGAUAGUAAGAAAUACUUGUGUUACUGCCGGUCUUCAUCACUGUAUUUCCAGUACUGGGAAUAAUGUUGACGUAUAACUAUCUUGGUAUGAAGGACAAUUGAGAUUGCUGAUGUUUCCAUUAAACUGUGAGCAGCAGGGGUUGAGCCUUGAUAUAGAAAAAAAGAAGACAACCUUUGUCAUUGAAUCUGUAACAUCAGUACUACUGCUUUUUAUCAAAUUAAUUACAUAAUUUUGUUACCUUU
Messenger RNA from Pseudophryne corroboree (corroboree frog), 5151 nucleotides. RefSeq names its product contactin associated protein 1 (gene CNTNAP1). The record is from RefSeq and is a predicted model, not a curated record. Bases 747 to 4640 code for a protein of 1297 amino acids. The transcript has 24 exons. NCBI's taxonomy places the organism in Eukaryota, Metazoa, Chordata, Amphibia, Anura, Myobatrachidae.